CUCAGAUACACAUGGCAGAGGCCGGUGAUAAUAUUAAGGGGAGUUUUCAAUCAUUUUCAGUCGCUGAGUGGAUUUCAAUUUAAGAUCGAAAAAUAGCAUUCCAAGUUAAAAUGGAAGUCGAAAGUGUUUUAGUUACUGGUGCCAAUCGAGGAAUCGGACUGGAGUUUGUAAGACAGCUGGUAAAAUUACCUAGGCCUCCUAAAUAUAUUUUUGCUACUUACAGAGACAGAAAUACGAUAGAGGCUCUGAAACAACUGAGAGAUGAGUCCAAAGACACAAUUAUUCUGCUGAUCAAGAUGGAUGCUAGAAAUGCAGACCAGAUCGAAAGUGCCCGACUAGUCAUAGAAGAUAUGGUUGGCGAUAAGGGCUUAAACCUCCUUAUCAACAAUGCUGGAGUUUUAAAGCGAGAAGCCUUUCCAGAGAUUACAGAAGAGAACAUGCUGCUUCACUUCACCACGAACACUGUAGCCCCAGUCAUGGUUUUCAAAGCAAUGUUCCCACUUCUGCAGAAAGCUGCGACUCAAGCACCGACCGGUGUGAAUGUUUCAAAAGCAGCAGUGCUCAAUAUUUCUUCCGCAGGUGGUUCAAUCGAAUCUCAGUCCAGCGAAUUCCACAAACAACGUUUGGAUAGUAUAAGUUACAAGACCAGUAAGGCAGCCUUGAACAUGGCGAUGAAAGUGAUUUCUCUGACAAUCAAGGAACAAGAUAUCCUGGUGGUGAACAUGUGUCCUGGCUGGGUGAAGACGGACAUGGGAAGUGAGGCUGCGGAUUUAGAAAUAUCCGAAAGCGUUUCUGCCAUGAUGAGCACUCUUUCGCGACUCAAUGAACGACAUCAUGGAACUUUCAUGGAUAGAAACGGAGAAACGAUCCCGUACUAAGUAAUUUGGUACAGAUGGAUUGUAUUGAUUGUUAUUAUUGUUCUUUUUCGUGAAAUUUGAAUGACUCGAUAAGUUUAUAAAAUAUGAUUUGUGUUAUUACUGUUCAAUAAAUUUCAGUAUGGUUCUUGAA
Molecule: messenger RNA, 1008 nt
Organism: Argiope bruennichi
Lineage: Eukaryota; Metazoa; Arthropoda; Arachnida; Araneae; Araneidae
Product: C-factor-like
Exons: 5
Coding region: 111-878 (255 amino acids)
Source: RefSeq, a predicted model, not a curated record